Molecule: messenger RNA, 837 nt
Organism: Paramecium octaurelia
Lineage: Eukaryota; Ciliophora; Oligohymenophorea; Peniculida; Parameciidae
Source: the annotation of a GenBank genome assembly
AUGAAAAAUAUUAUUAAAUCUUUUCCUUAACCUUUAAAGUAUUCAUUCUGUUGUUUUACUUUUAGAAUAGUCAAAAGUGUCUCAUUCACACUUGUCCAACUGGAUGUUUAACAUGCAGUGGAACUAGUGGUAAUUGUGGUGCAUGCACACCUGGGUGUGAGCUAAGAGGGUCUACUUGCGUUACUUGUUUGUCAGGUGUUUGUACACCUUGUCACCUACCAUGUGCGACCUGUAUUACAGGCAGCUUAGAUUGUUAAACUUGUAAUAAAACAAUUAACUAAGGUGGGUUAAGCUAUUAAUGUUUAGUAGGAUUUAUCAUGAACACCUCAAAUUACUUUGUGAUAAAUGUUAAUUUCUAUGUGCAACAUGUUAAACAAACAUAAAUUAUUGUUUAACAUGUGCUUUAGCCUAUACUUUUAAUUCUGUUAAUCACAUAUGCGAAUGCCAAUUUAAUCAAUUUUGAGCUAAAUGGUACAGUAAAUCUAAUUUUAUAAAGAAGUAAGUGUAUCCCUAAAAGUUGUUAAAAAUUGUACCAGACAAUGUUAAACUUGUGCAUCGUUAGAUACUUUUUGUACAUCAUGCAUUUCAGGACUAAACAAAAAACUAUUGAAUAAUUAAUGUGUCUGUGGUGAUGGCUUUUAUGGGAGUGCUUUUUGUUCACCUUGCAACCUACCAUGCAAAAAUUGUAUUUCAAGUGCAGUUUGUACGUCCUGCAAUGACUCAAUUCAUCAAACAGAAGUCUCUUGUACCUGUCCUGCAACUCUUUAUAUGAAUGCAUCUUUCAUGUGUUAAAGUUGUGUCAGUCCUUGCUUAAAUUGUACUUCAGACUUAUCAUGA